This is a messenger RNA of Patiria miniata (bat star), 9538 nucleotides long. RefSeq names its product LIM and calponin homology domains-containing protein 1-like. The coding region runs from base 316 to 5937 and encodes 1873 amino acids. The record is from RefSeq and is a predicted model, not a curated record. The transcript has 25 exons. NCBI's taxonomy places the organism in Eukaryota, Metazoa, Echinodermata, Asteroidea, Valvatida, Asterinidae. Gene Ontology annotation, biological process: regulation of signaling; regulation of cell adhesion. Gene Ontology annotation, molecular function: protein binding.
CUACCACGCCAAGGGUGCAAAGGGGAAUCAACAUGCACUGUAAGACUUGUUGCACUGCGGACGCACACUACAAACGCUGACAUGAAAUCAUCUACCCCGUAGAGCUGUGUUAUGAGAUUAUGGGGUAAAGUGGUAGUGAGCAUUCCAUCAAAUUUAUCCUUGGGAAAAAAGUGAAUGUGGUUCGCGUUGCCGUGGGAUUGAACAGGGACAAUUCAGCUGUACUCCAUUGCUGGCUAGCGGUUAAAUACUUUGAAGUUUCUACUGCUGAAGAAGGACUUUGAUUUUGGAAAAGUCAAAUCGAGAUAGAGUUUGAAGAUGAUGGAUGUAGACUCGGACUCGGAGAGAUCUGCCUCGCUGAGGCACCCAGAUCGUGGAGAGCAGACAAGUCUUGAAGAUGCCUUGGUUGAGGCAAGGAGAUGGAUUGAGAAUGUUACUGGAAUGAAGUUCCGCACUGAUGAUUUCCGCAAAUCGAUGACGGACGGGAUUCUGCUGUGCAUGUUAUUGCAGAAAAUCAAGCCAGGAUUAAUCAAGAAGAUAAACAAAUCCCGCUCAAUUUAUGCUGGAGUGGAUAAUUUGAACGUGUUUCUGGGAGCCUGUGAGGAUCUUGGACUGAAGGCUGCACAGCUGUUCCAUCCAGGAGAUCUACAAGACUUAUCCAGCAGAGCAAGUUUGUCUGUACAGGAAAGGAGGAAAGAGGAAGAACGCCGACUGAAAAGUGUGUGUAUUACCAUAUUCUGGCUGGGUCGUACCGCCAAUCAGCUAGACACCUACACUGGUCCCCAUCUCAAUUUGGAUGCAUUUGCACCGUUGAUUCACGGCUCCUCAUCGCUAGUCAAGGGCCUAUCACCGGAUAACGCAAGCAGUGGUGUUUCUUCCUGGGCCAGUGGUACUAGCACCAACAACAACUUCCGCUCCAGUCUAGGUUACAACGACGACGUCUUCACCUCAGAUGGCAUAGACCUGACUGCAAUCGCCCCUGAGAAAUACACGGAACCCAAAUGGAAGCGUGAUCUUAGGAGAGAACUGGAUAGUUCUGUGCCAGGAUUGUCUGAUUAUACUGGCAACGUUAAUAGUAAACCAGUCUUAAGGAUGGACAGCUCACGACGCAGACCGCCGCCCGUUGCAGCUAAACCUCUACACACUCGAACCAGGAGCAUGCCGGAGAGGUCUAACUUGGAGCGACAGAACUCGGUGGAGGAUGAGGACUCGCAGUCUUAUCGUAGUGGGUCAUCUGGUGAACCGAUGAGUCCCACAACGUAUGAUGAGUUUGUCAAGAGUAAAGGAAUGGUACAGGAAGACCAGGAAGUAUGGAUGUCGAUGGCUGAUACUGCAACUUCAGUGGUGUCUGUUCAGCGGAGUUUGGAUUCCUGGAAGUCACGUCGUCGGCGCGCCACUCACUCCGCCUUGGAGAGGAAGGCAUCCAGGGAGGAGGUUGAGCAGAACGAGCAGUCCAGACAGAGAAGACGCAGCAAGACGUAUCAGGAGAUGAUGGAGGAAAAGGAGAAACGUGAGAAGAUCCUGAUGAAGAUGGCCACCAAGAACAAGUCGUUGGAUGCUGAGGAUAUCGUACACAUCCUCACCAAACCCUCGCUGUAUGAAGAUGAAAUACAAGAUGUGCCUGAGCGACGGCCCCGGUCUAAGUCCAUACCUGGCAAUUACAAACAUGGGGAGUCUAGCUUCCCUACGUUUGACACCACUAACCCCUCUCAUGACACCACUGAUGCCCCCUCUCUGAGCCGGCAACCCCCUCCCGAUGUCUCCCCCAAGCUUAAAGUCAGACGGAGUGGUGUAGGCAGUGCUUUUGCCCCUUACCAGCGAACAGACAGUCGUGGAUCCAGUAACGGGAGGAAAACGAUGCAGAGCACUCAACGAGUGGAUGACUUCACAGACCUGCGCCCAGGACAUGUGGAGCCCCUGACAUUCCGAGAGAAACUUCUCCGUGAUCGAGACCGGGAGAUUGGCCUGUCGGUCCAGCAGAGAGAUUCUAAAUCUUCAGCCUGUUUGCCGCAGAAGAAACGGCUGAGCAUGGGCAUUAUGGGAAGGGUGGCUGCGUUCAACAAGGGUGAAGGGGAGGAUGAGCAUAAGGCUAAGCCGCAGCCUCCCAAGCCAGCCCCCAAACCGUCAAAGGAGCCAGAAUACACGGAGCUGACCAUCAAAAUGAAGCAACGGCCUAGAAAUGAGGAUGGAUUUGGAUUUACUAUCUUCGGAGGAGCGGAUAGCGGGAGAUCGAUUGUGGUCACCAGCAUCACACCAGGCAGCACAGCUGAAAAGUGUGAGCUGAAAGUAGGAGAUGAAAUCGUUGCCAUCAACGGCGAGACAACUAAGAUGGUUACUUAUGACCAUGCUCUGUUCUGCUUCAGUUCAUCAGUACUAGAUGGAGAGCUGACACUGAAGGUUCAUCGAUAUGAAGACCUGGGGAAUAGAGCUCGCAGUACUACAAGCACCAGAAGCACUGAGCGCAGCCCAGCCAAGUCAGACCCCUCAGAAUUCUCCAAACGUCGAGCCAUGUCGCAACCCACAGAUCCUAAGAAUCUGUCUCAGGCAGCUAGGGCAAGGAAGAUCCUUGAACAGAUGCGAGAGGAGGAGCAGAGGAUGGAAGACAUGAGACGGGAGAGGGAGGAAGAGAGGAUGGGUGUAGCAGUCAAUGGAAACCAGAAUUGGAACCACAGUGACAACAAGCGGGAUCCUUUGAGGGCAUACUACGAUGAGCCAGAGCCAGAAGAACGACAUCUAGGUGAUGCUAUCCCAUCAGGCCCGGCUGCCCCCUCUGUAUCUAAACCCAAAGACUCCGCCCCCUUAGGCGGCCCUGAGCAGACCUCAGUUGUUGAAUCAGAAAUCAAGCAAGAAGCUGUCAAGCCAGAAGAAAAAUUAGAUCUGUUAUUGAAUCUCACAAGAAGUUCUCCCAAUGGGGAACAAUAUGGAAAACCUAGCCAAGUUGGGGUAGACGUACUGGGUGAUGAAAUACCUCUCAAACGGGAUGCAAUAUCACCCGAUGCAGGGAUAGUUUUAGACAAUGACUCAAAAGAAGAUCUGGACAGAAAGUAUCCCAGUGAAAAUGGCUCCAAACCACAGGUCGUGGAUGAAAGCAUAGAACCUGAAGAUAAUUUGGUUAUUGUUGGGGAACAAUCAGUAAACCUCUGGAAGCUACUUGGACAUGAUGCUUUAGAAACUCCCGAAUCUGAUCCCCUGGCAAAGAAUGGGAAUGUACCAGAGGAAACUGGGCCUGAUGGGGGUAUAUUAGAUGGUUCUCCAGACAGGGAGAUUGGAAGGUCCAAGCCGCAUUCACAUUGGAUUAACAAUUUGGAAAGAUUGACUAUGAGUAUGACUAUGGAGAGUGAUGGAGAGAUGUUUUCAUCAGAGGAUGAAGAGAGAAUGGAAGAAGAAAUCAUGAAUAGGAUGCAGGAGGAGCAACGAGCUGAAGAAGAGGCAGAGGCCAGGCAUCGGCGCAUCCAAAAUGAUGAGAAAAACAAGUCGCCCAUAGAAGAGGACUUCAUCACACCCCAGUCUAAGCAGGCUGAAGAAGCACCAAUCAGCUUCAAAAGUAUCCCCUCUGAGGCAAGUGCACCUGCUCAGAUGCCAUGGCAACAAUCUGAGAACCUGCCCUCUUCUACCUCCACCACAACAGUUGAUAGCAGUAAACCACCCAAGUACCAUCCAGUGAAAUUCACGUCAGGACCCAAGCCGUUCUCAAAUCGGCGCGGACCAGAGCCCUACAAGCCCCCGACAUUCAAGCCAGUCAGUGUGAAGGAUAACGGGCCUGGUGUCAAGCAAGACAUGCUGAAACGGAGAUCGGACUUCUUUAGUAAGCCACCGGAGAUGGACCAAUUGCCUGUCUUUGGUUACUCAGAUGAUGAGAGAGACAUGAAUAACCGAAGCGGCCAGUCUAGUCCGGUUGUUGGUGAAAGUGUGACUGCUGAAGUACAACAACCUAUCGAGGCCGCCAUUGAACAACAAGUCCAAGAGCCUGUUGAAUCAUCCGUCAGACCACAAUCCAAACAGCCUGCAUCACUUGCAUCUCGGAAGGCAUUCAAUGUCGAAGAAGAGAAGAAGAGAUUAGAGCGAUGGCACGCUGAACAGGAGAGGAUUCGCCAAGAACAGUAUGAACAGGAGCAGAGGAGGCUGCGAGAGCAGCAGGAGAAAGAUCUUGAGAGAGCUGAAUCAGAAGAAAGAAAGAGGAAGAUGGAGGAACAGCAACGGCUGAUGGAGAAGCAGAAGAUACUGCAUGAACAGGCCGCGGAGGAGAGGAAACGUCUUGAGGAAGAACGAAAAGAGAGGGUGAGGAAAGAGCAGGAGUAUCUUGAGAGGGCAAGACUGGAGAGGGAAGAUGCUGAGAGGGAGAGAUUGAAAGAUGAAGAGGAGCAACAGAAGAUGGCUGCUGAGAGAAAGAUGAGAGAACAGGAACAGCUGAGGAGAGAAGAAGAAAAACGGAAGAGGAAAGAGGCGGAGAGGAAAGCAGAGGAAGAGGCACAGCGACGGAGGGAUGAGGAAGAGUUGCAUCGACAAGAGUUGGAACGACAAGAUCGUGAAGCAGAAGAACGAAGACUUGAGAUCAACAGACUACGGGAGAAGGAGGCUGAGGAGCGAGCACGGAGGAAGGAGGAAGAAGAAAGACUGGCCCGGGAACAGGAGGAAAAAGAAAAGGAAAGGUUUGCUCGUCUGCGGCAAGAGGAGAUUGAACGCAUCCGAGCAGAAGAGAGGGAAAAGCUGCAGAAAGAAUGGGAGGAGCUUCAGAGAGAGAAGGCUAAGCAAAAAGAGAGAGAACAAGUGGAGCGAGAGAGGUUGGAGCAACUCAGAGCUGAACAGGAGAGGCUACGACAGGAACGCAUCAAACUGGAAAAGCAACAAGAGGAGGAACGACGGCAACUCCAGAGGGAGAAAGAACGAUUACUGGCACAGUCAACCAACAGCAAGCCUGAUGCUGAUAAAAUACCAUACAACAAAUCUGACAAAAACCCAGACGUCAUUGAUAAGGACAAUCACUAUGGGGAAUAUGGAGAACCUGUUAAAGAGAGAGAGGUAAUUGUGAGCGAGGAGAAAAAGGAUGUUUAUAGCGCACCUCCUCAGAAGAACAAUGAUUCUUACAAGGUUCCUGGACAAGCUUACAUGUCACAGUUCAAAGAUGGCAGUAUGGGAACUCAGCACUGGAUGGUUGAGGAAGCUGAGAGAAGACGAUUGGCAGAGAAAACCGGAACCUCCCAUUCCCACGAUCCUGUUGAAGUCCACACCCGUCCAAUCGUGAGGCAAGAUCUUGACUUGGAACCAGUGUUGGAGAAAAAGAACUACGCCCCGGAACAUUUAGCCCCAGUACGUCACAUGGAUAAGCGAGUCAGUCCAGAACCGAUGAAGAUUAGAGAACAAGAUGUGAGACAGCAUCCUCCACCCUCACAGAACCCCAAGAGUCAAGCUUACCGGGAGGUGGCAGUUGAUGUCCCAUCAGACUUCCAACCGGUCCCGCGAAGGUUGAGAGCACCAGAGAUUGAAGCAGAGAAGAAAAAGAAGCAGAAUCGACAGUCCAUGCCAGAUAUGGGCAACCGUGUGCCAGAUGUGGUCAGGAAUGAUGUGUAUGCACCGCCAGUGCCACCACACAGCUCUGACAGGAACAGUGCACGUAUGCCAGAAAGAAUCCCACAACAGCCUCAGCUAGGCCCCCCGGGUCGCACCUCCGCCUUUCAGCAACCUAGCAAAAAGCCUGCCCCUGGCCGCUCAGUCAGCGGUAAAGUCGUCUGCAGCAACUGCAGCAAAACCCUGGGCAAGGGGUCGGCCAUGAUAGUUGAAUCUCUGGGUCUGCAUUUCCACAUUCAGUGCUUCCGGUGCUGUGUGUGCAAUGUCCAGCUUGCAAAUGGAACCAAAGGGACAGAUGUACGAAUACGGGCCUCAAAACUCCACUGUCAAAACUGCUACAGCAAUGAUGCAGGAUUCGAGUUCACAGAAGUCUGAUGAAGAUGAGGGAGCAAACAACGAAAGCAGCAACGAUGUCUAAUGUAAGGAUGAAUGGAACUUCCUAUCAUAGCGAUGUUUCAAGAACAGUUACUGACCAAGACUACAGAGCAAGCCUGUGAUCUUAUAUGAUUAUCUGGAGACUUUGUAACCGUUACUGACUGAGCUGAAGUACCUGCUAAUUGACCUAUCGCCGUUUGCGAGUUAGCCAAGAUCUUAGACAACCCUAUGGAAUUUUGGACGUUAAGUUUUGUUUGUCUCACAUUUUGCGUGUUCCGCGUCCAUUUGUAUAUCAUGUCAUUGCACAACAUUUCACAAGCUGCGUUGAUGCAAUUCUACUGCGAUAGGUCAAUUGCGCUGCUUUUGGUGUUCCUUAAAAGGCUAAUUAACUUGACAACGUUGUACAUUUACUUUGUUUUGUCACACUGGUUGUGUUAGCCUAACGUAGUUUGCCUUUUGUUUUAUUAAUAAUGUUAAUUCUCACUGUAACAUUUUGGGAUUUAUUCCUUCCAACUUAUACUCAGUAUUUCACGUGUAAAAAUAUGUUAAAAGAUAUUUCCCGUAGUAGAUUUGACUUUGGGACAGCAUGCUGUAUUAAAGAUAUAAGAGCUGCAAAACUAUUUUUUCAUAUUCUUACUUUUAAUAAAACUGUACUUCUAGGUAUCAGUGUUAGUUAAAUGUUAAAAUGGUAAACAUUUUCUAAAUUUGGGUUUGUUUGUUAGUUCAGUAAUCAUGUGUUUCGAUAAGUGUCUCAACUGUUUACAAAUUUAAUGUGAAAUGCUUGAUCUGUAUUAUAGUGUUUCUGUUGUUGCAAAAUACAAACUGUUGAUGACAAAAACUUUGUGUCCAAAAGACUAAAAAUGAACAGUCAACAAAAAUGAGUUGUGCUUUUGAGCAGACAACAGCUGCCUGCAUUAUAAAGGAAGUAUUCAUUCAUAAUUGUUUUGGACCACAGCUUUUAUCAAAUCUUCAAAGUUCUCAAGCAGGAAAAUUAUUCAUGUACAAAAUCAAGGUUUUUUUUUUCCUUUUAGAACUAUCAUACUCUUCUGUAAAUGCUUCUGUUAUUAGAUUACUUCAGUUGUGUAUGUAGGUUUGACCUGUUGAUGUGUCUUAAAGUUAUACAUGUUUUUUUUUUCAAAAUUUUGAUUUUCUUUUCCAAACAAAAUUUAAAGGAAUAUAAUGUCCUGUUAAAAAAUAAAUUGGCUUGUUUGUUUUGCAGACAUUUAUAGUUUUAAAAAUUGGUUUUAAAUGGCGCACUCCAGUUCAGAAAUUGCGCACAAGGUUCAGAACAAACUAGGAGCGCCUGCUCUUCAUUCAAAAGUUGAAAUCAAUUAAUUCAUUACUUGUCAUGCGCCAAUUGUUUUUGCGUGAUGUCUCAUUGGAAAGCUCAUAACUAAUGUAAUGCUAGAAAAUUAUCAAUUCAAUUUGAAAAUGUAUUUUUUCAACGUGCCGCACCCAAAAAAGCACGUAUACACCAACUUUUAAGUUUGUGUAAAAACUCAAAAGACAAAACCAGCAUUAUGUAUUAAGAGGAGAGGAGCUACCUGUUGUUUACAGUUAAAGUUUGUAUUCUUCUGUAUUGAGAUAUGUAUGUAUUUAGUUGUCUGCAUCUUCUGCUUCUAGAAAUGAACCGAACAAAUCUUGUUUGAAAUAAAUUCAAAGCCUACCAUUUCAGUGUCAUUAGGCUAUUUUGUAAAUAAACAAUGUAAAGUGAUGGUGGUUUGCAAAGAGAAAAAUUGUAGAGUAAUCAUGGUGGUAAAAAGAAUUUUUUUAACUCAUUAAUUUGUGGCUACGAAUUGUACAUAUUUGAGCUGCUCUUAUUAUAGAGAAAAGUUCACAAAAAUAAGGUGAAUUUCUUCCGAAAUAACCUUAAAAUUCUCAAGUACAUUUAAUUAUUUUGUAUUCUUCAGAUCGAUUGGUAAUUUUGUUGCCAAAAAUAAUGCAGCUUCAGAAAGUAUUCUCUUAAAUUACUAAAAUCGCAUUGAGGGAUGAAGUAAAAUUAGGUGUACAUGUAGUUACAAAGUUAUGUUUUUCGCUCAUGAACUUACAGUAACGGUGUUAAUUAUCAUUAAGCUGUCCAAAGUACCCAAAACAAAGUAUUCCGUUAACCUUAUUUUUCCCCCUCUGGUCAAAUUGAACAGAGUAGGCCUAGUGCUCAUAUUGUAUUUUGUAUACUAUUAUUGGAGGAUUGUGUUCAUUUGUCAGAUCACAUUGAUAAAUUCACUGUCUUUUAAAUUUUUCAUACGAUGUUUAAGAAAAAAAUUAAGAUGUUGCAUAAAUGGAGUGGACAAUGAAUGACUCAAAAGUUAAACCAAGAGCUAUACAGAAGUCAUAUUUUUCUACUUUCUGAGUUCGUCAGACAUUGGUAACUUGUGAUGAAAAGGAGAACGCUGGUACCUACGACAUUUGGAUUCAUUUCACAGCAAUGGCUGAGUGGAAUAUGACCAAUAUGGCAGCCAUAUGACAAGAUUCAAAAAAUACUUCCUGAAUACUCAUUGCGGUAACCACACAACGUCACAGCUAUGGUAUAACUAUAUUUGACCAUCAACAAAUCACGAUUAUCUUUAUGUGAACAUGUGUAGCUUUGUCAGUUUUCGUUUCAAUUAAUUUAGCUACUCACCAACGCAAUACGACUGGAUGCAUAACACAAAGCUUUAAAAUAGAAUAGAUGUCCCGAUUAAAAUUUGGUUGACAUGAACAAACUCUCACUUUCCCAAUACUUUUGAAACGUCUUGGUUCGAAAUAGAAAGGUAAACUGACAAACAAUCUUACCUUUCAAAAUCCUCACACCCAACUGGUCAAGCUCGAAAUAAGUGGUCUAUUAAUUUCCUGCUCAUCCAACUUCAGAAGUUGAAAACUUCCGUGAGAUUUGGCAAAAUUCUGGUGGUUGAUACUGAUAGAUUCUGUCAGCCGCCGCACUUUAUCUUCAAAGUCAUCAUUUCGUUCUUCUUUUCUGAAAGUUUUAGUUUCAGUUGUUAUGUUGGCUAAAUCUCACAUCAAAUUAUGUUUUGGUGUUUCAUAUGUCUGCAGACUAAGAAAGUUGUUUUUGGAACACUACGUUUUUUAAGUUGAUGAAUAAUGAGAAAAGAGCAGACGAAAACGUACAAGCGAUAUUCACAUUACUUUUUAGGCUCGGCCAGGCAGAUAGUUUUAUCAGUAAGUUUAAAACUAUUGUCAAAACAAUUAUAAAGGAGUUGCUGAAGGAAAAAAAUCAUUUCGUCAGAAAAAAAUAUUUUGGCUUUAAAACCAACCCAUUUCCCGUAAAACAUGACUUAUCAUGACUUUACCAAAAAUCAUUGUUACAAUGCGAUCGUCACAUGUUCAGGGGCCACAAUUGGUUGGUGCGCGGUUUUAAACAAAUCACGGCAGCACGUGACAGGCCGGUCCUCACUUGGGGAUUAUUGAUAUUAGCAAAACUAUCUUAAGUAGUCACAAAUGUUUAAAUAAGAUAGUGUAUUCUAACCUCGGCCAAUCUGCCUUCCAGAAUAAAGAUCAAUAUUUGAAUAUUCUUGUAACAAAAACACUUUGUACAGAAUGCGGUUGUAUAUAUAUUUUUGUGGAUUUCUAAUGAUGGAAUAAACAUCACAUCUGCUUAAAAGGA